AUGAUUGGUCUUGCAGUUGGAGAUAUUGGUCAGAUUCAACGAUCUGCUACACUUCAAGUGGUCGCACAACAAGUCUACUGGUUGGAUCAAGUGGAAUCAAGGUUGUCGAAGUGGCUGCAUAAGAAAGCACAAGUGAAACACUGGGUUAUUCGACCACCUCUCACAUUCAACAGACGAAAACCUCACACAGUGGAAUUGAAAUUUGCGCUUACCAAGCUAAACAAGGAUCUCGCGCGAAUCAAACGUCGAAUGGCGUACAUGGAAAGUGUCCUAGAUCAGACGGUUGAACAGACUGGGAUGGGAUCGUAUAAAACACAACAGGAUGUUGGAAUUUACAGUGAUGAUCCGAUGAUCAAGGAUUAG
Messenger RNA from Fasciola hepatica (liver fluke), 363 nucleotides. Lineage: Eukaryota; Metazoa; Platyhelminthes; Trematoda; Plagiorchiida; Fasciolidae. The record is from the annotation of a GenBank genome assembly.